Messenger RNA from Cyclopterus lumpus (lumpfish), 5192 nucleotides. It is a transcript of the gene trim8b, whose product is annotated as tripartite motif containing 8b. The transcript is spliced from 4 exons. Bases 2100 to 3968 code for a protein of 622 amino acids. Lineage: Eukaryota; Metazoa; Chordata; Actinopteri; Perciformes; Cyclopteridae. The record is from RefSeq and is a predicted model, not a curated record.
UUUCCUUGACGCUGGUUUGGGGAGACCAGUCCAGCUCGCCUGCAUUCCUCCUCUCUCUAAAGCCUGACCGAUAUAGACAGAGAAAGAAAAGAGGAGGGGGGAGGAAACACCGAUUAUUAUUCUCAUUCGUGUUGGAUUUUAAAAGAACCAUUCGCCUCGCAGGACCCGAUAGAGCCGCAAACGAACCCCCUCUUCAACCUGCUCCGGUCGGACCUACAAACCUACAAAACACGACCCCAAAAAAAUGGCGUUUAUUUCCUCUUUAAUAAGGACGGGACUUUACCGUUAACGGGCAGCUCAGCUGUCGAAACGCAUCUUUUGGAGAAACAGCCUCUUCACGGCGGAUAUCUCCUCUUUUUUUAUCCUCCUUUUAUUGUUUUCUCUUUUUUUUUUAAAUGAGGAUUUUCAAGAUGGCUGAUGACAGCUAACAAGGACAGAGAGGCGACGUCCCCUUUAAGAUUAUGAGGGCUUUUUUUCUCACCCUGUAUUCCUAAUUAUUUAAAAUAUAUAUAUAUUUAUUAUAUAUAUAAAAUAUGGCUGCUUCAAAUAAAUAAUGCCCACAGCUUAUUCGAACCGUCCUCUCCGGUUGAUCUAGUGUUUCAUCUGUUACCUGUGAGAUGGUCAGGUGACGUCUAAAGGAAAUUUACACCUUUUUAAUCGAGAUAAGGAAGUAGGGGGGAAAAUGUUGUUUGCCAAAGGCUGAGGCGCCGAUAGGUGAAUAAGGUGGAGGCCACGAGCAGGGUGAAAAUACUAAUACUGAUCUUUGUGUGAGGAUUUAUUUGAUAGAUGUGUCGGAGAGGGGGGGAACCAGAAGCCUCUGCAACAGAAGCCAACAUUCCUGCGGAUCCUAAAACCCUUUGUUUUGUGCGCAGGAGGUGGACUCGAUUAUUAAAACGAUUAACUAUGCAGUAAACAGGCUCGAGAUCAGGGCUCCGGGGGUGAUUUUUUUCAUGUUUAAUGAGAUUAUAAGGCCUUUGUUGUCGACAGGAACCUGGUAGGAGGAAGAGAAGAAGAAGAAGAAGAAGAAAAAAAAAAGCCGAGGCCUUGUGUACAGAUAUGCGAGCUGUGCCACAUAGCAGGCGUUAUUCAUCUCAUAGAAAUGUGGCUUUUAUGUUGAAUUGAAGGGGCUGACGGAAGCCGUGCUGUCAAUCUGACUCGUUGGAGAGUGUUUUCUUGUCUGCUGCCAAACCGUCGCUGGUUGUGUGUGUGUGUGCGUGUAGUACACUGCAGGUGGAGGCUCCUCGGAUACUUAUUUGUAAUCCAGCGGACAAAAGCGUCGCGCUGCGUUGCGAUUAUUGACGGAAUCAUAGCGCCCUUGAAAGGUCCAGAUAAAAAACAGAUUCUGGUUUUGUGGGGGGGGGGAUUUGCUGUUGAAAAGACUCUUUGUGUGGAUAGUAAUCGGGGUGUGGACUGGACUGGAGCAGUCCGUUUUCUCGUGGUUUUCAUGCUUCGUUUGUUGCUCUGAAUUCGGUCCACAGUCGAUCAUAAUCCGACGCUGGAGUGGAGGAAAGCAUUGAAGGUAAAAGGGCACGAGCAGGCAGCGAGGAAGGGAAAAAAAAGAAGGAUCAAGUGUCUUUUCAUGUGCUUCACAGAGAUUGAUUGGGCUCGUGAUCAUAUGAGUAAUUAUGUAGAUGUUUAAGUUUCUAUGUGCCUUGCUUGCAUUUCAUGGUUUUACCUGCAGCUGACAGGCUUUUAGCUUCCUGUAGGCCUAUAAACACACAGAGGGCCCUGUGUGUGUGUGUGUGUGUGCGUGUGCGUGUUUGUGUGAUUUAGAGGAAAGGAAAGCACCGUUUACUGUAAUCUGUGUAACCAGCUCCUGCUGUGCGUGUUGAAAUCACCGAGGUGUUGUCAUCUUUGCCUUCUAUGGUUACAUUUUCUGUAAUUGUUGCCUUCAUGCUAAGCAAUACUGGUCACCUGUCAGGGAGUCUCGUUUGGUUUGGUCACAAGGGUUGAAAUAUAUACAGACUGAUCUUUCAGGCUGGCAUCGGGUUUGUUUAAAAAAAAAAAAACAUUUUCCCUCAAGACUCGUGUUGAGUCGUGUUUUCCUUGCGAGGACCGAGAGGCCUAAGGGUCCGGUAGAAGUGUGGAACAGUUAGUGUAUGCCUGCCCGCACCAUGAUGUCCGCUGACAUGGCUGAGACGUGGAGGAACUGUUUUGAGGAGGAGCUCAUCUGCCCCAUCUGCCUGCACGUGUUCUCAGAUCCCAUCCAGCUGCCCUGCAAGCACAACUUCUGCCGGGGCUGCAUCAGCGAGGCCUGGGCCAAAGAGUCCUUGCUGGCCCGCUGCCCCGAGUGCAAUCAUGCGUACACGCAGAAGCCAAGCCUGGAGAAGAACCACAAACUGUCCAACAUAGUCGAGAAGUACAACGCCCUGAGCGUGGAGAAGGCCACCACGCCGGCUCUGCAGUGCAUCCUGUGCCGCCGAGGCCCGCCGCUCCCCGCCGCGAAGGUAUGCCUGCGCUGCAACGCCCCGUGCUGUCAGUCCCACGUCCAGACGCACCUGCAGCAGCCGUGCUCGGCCCUCGGGCACCUGUUGGUGGAGGCGGAGGCCGUGAAGGCCUGGACCUGCCUGCAGCACGACGAGUACAGGUUGUACCACUGCGAGGCCGAGCAGACCGCGGUGUGCCAGUACUGCUGUUUCGCCCGCUGCCACCCCAGCCACGGCCACGCGGUCACUGACGUGGAGCUGCGACGCAACGACAUCAGACAAAGCCUGUUAAGGCAGCAGGAGCGCGUGGAGGAGCGAGUGCAGGAGAUCGAAGAGCAGCUCUGCAAACUCGACUCUGACAAGUGUGUGGUGGAGGACAGGGUGUGUGAGCUGAAAGAGGAGGUGCGUCUGCAGUACCAGCGGAUGCACCAGCUCCUGGAGGAGGAUCUCGGUCGGACACUGGAGGCUCUGGACCGGGCUCAGGCUCGGUUCUGCCAGGAGAACGCGGCCCAGGUUUUGGCUCUGGGUGAGCAGCGCCACGAGGCCCAGAAGCUGCUGAGCUCCAUCCACACAGCCUUCAGUAAGGCGGAGGAGCUGAGCUUCAUGAAAAACACCAAGCCUGUUAAAAUCCUCACAGACAGGUCUCAGGCAUGUGUGGGCAGCAGCCUCCCUCCUUACAAAGUGGGGAAUCUAAACUCUAAACAAUUCCUAUCUGAAAUCUCAAAAAGAGAGAAGAGCUUAAAGAGAACGCUGGAAGGUAGGAUCUCAAAAAAAAACAUUAAUGCGCUUUUUAUUUUAAUUACCUCUUUUCUCUUAUUUCACACCUUUUCUCUUCUCUCAGUUCCCCUCACCCCUCCCUCGACCUUCCUGCAGUCUGUUCCUGCCUAUUCCAGCGGUCAGAGCUCCGGCUCUGGAGCGGAGAAACGGAAACAUUCCUCUGCCUUCCCAGAGGGGAACGGGAACGUCGGAAAGACCGCCACUCCGGGUUUCAAGGACUCCUCCUCUUCUUCCUCAUCUUCUUCCUCAGCGUUAGCCAAACAGCCCUACCUGGGCUCCGGCUCUGCCUCCGGAGAAGGUCAGUCCACCAAUCAGCAGCCGCUGGGCCCCUGCGGCCCGCCUCACAUCGGCGAGAGUGGCGGGACAGGAAGUGGAAGCGGCUCUCUGACCAACCACCAUUCAGGCUCUGUGUUCGGCUCCUCGCACUUUCCUCCCGGGGGCAGCGGCUCCUCACACUCCUCCCAGCAGGCCGUGCUGCCUCAAUAUGGCGGGCGUAAGAUCCUGGUGUGUACGAUGGAUAACUGCUACUGCUCCGGAGUGCCGUCGGUGUCGGGCCACCGCAGCCAUCCCCCGUACCCACGCUCUGGCUCUUUCCCCUGGGUCAGCACCCAGGACUACCCCCCUCCUCCCGGCCUGGCCUCUGGAGGUCCGUCCAUGCAGGGCUUGGCAGUGAGGGACUGGAUAGACGCCUCGCAGACGCACAGACAUGCAGAUUUCUACGGGCUGUAUGGGCAGCCGUCAACAAAGCACUAUGUCACCAGUUAACAAAGUAGACAUGUACACACACACACACACACACACACACACACACACACACACACUUGGAUAUAGAGACAGGCACCAAAAUAGCACACUGUUACCGUCUUAUUAACCGGAUAAAAAAGUUAGAGUAUACACACAUUCAAAUAUUACGAUUUGUAAACACACACACACACACAGACACCGAUCUAGAACAUGCACACACAUUCGGGGGCAGGGUUGAUCUCUUGUGUGUUUUUUAUUUUCUUCUUUUCUUUAUUUUCAGUCGGUGUUUCAUGUAGUGUAUUAUACGUAAAAAUGCAAGCCACCACGCUCACUCUGGCACAACUUCGCUCAGCAUUUUACACAUGAACAAGAGAGGCCUAAGAGAAGAUUGUGACAUGCAUCUUUUUAUUAUUUAUAGAGCAGAAGAUGGAUUGUUAGAAAAUUAACUUUUAUUAGAAAACGCCUCUUUGUGGCUGUUCACCGACGCUAAAGGGAAAAGAGAUGACAACCGUGCAGUGUUGAGCUUUCCAGUUUAGCGCCUCAUGUUUCUCUCAUAUAAUCACCCCUCUAGUUGUACUGAGAUCAAUUGCCUUAUGUUAUUAUUAGCAUCAUGUUUUUUCUUUUCUUCUGCCCAGCUCACUUUGUUUGGUUGAUCCUUUUUAAAGAUGGACUCUUAGUUUUCAUCGUCAUGUCACCACAUCCCUUCUUUGCCGAGUUCAGGGAUGGGUCGUACGGCUUGAACACAAAACGCUCUUCCAUGGAACACCCACAAUGCACUUGUGGACGCCUUGCUAUGCCUGGACUACAGAUGCGGACCCACAGAGGGACACCGGAGCUGCAUCUGAAGGGCCGGUUGACCCUGGCCCAAAGAGUUUUGAGGAUUUGGCCCUUAUUCCGAGCACUCCCUUCCUGCUAUCAGGCUUCCCAUAGGACAGAAAACCUUCUUCUGACAAAGACUGUUUCCAUUUAGUAAUUACUAUGACUUUGUGUUAUUUGGUACAUCUGUAGGUUUCAUGCUUGUCUAGAUAGACUCUUUUGAUUUUAGAGGAAAAGGCAAGACUGGACAGACCAAACCAAUCAAGCAUCUGAAGGAUCUGAUGAUGCUGUAAUUGUACUUCCUGCAGGGCAAAGAUGUCACUUCCUCUCAAUAAGCACAUGAGCUCUUGGCUUCCUGUUUGCAGCUGAAAUCAUGGAAGGAAGAGGUUUUUUUUAAGCACUCAAAAGAAGAACAAUGGGGGCGGGCGG